AUGUAUCCUGUCCAGUACGCUCCGCAGCCGUACAUAGUUGCUGUGACGCCCGCAUUCAAUCAACAACCUGCUCAGGCUUAUCAAGUGCCUCCAGUUUAUCGACCAACUCCGAUUCAACGUGUUACGUUUCCUCUAGUCUAUCAACAAGCACCAGUAGCUCCUGCCUAUCAACAACCGAGAGCUCAAGCUCCAAGGCAAAAUGCUCAGAACCAGAAUAGGAGGCAAGGGGAUAAGGCGACCUUCAAUCCAAUCCCAAUGUCGUACAUUGAGCUUUAUCCCUCCCUGUUGCAAAAGGGUUUGGUGGUUCCUAAACCUAUGGGACCUCCACCUGAUCGUCUUCCUCCAUGGUACAACCCUAAUGCACACUGUCCUUUUCAUGAAGGUGCCCCCAGGCAUGACCUAGAUGGUUGCUAUGCUUUGAAGCAUAGGGUUCGUGAGUUGAUUGACAGCAAGAUCUUGUCUUUUAAAGAUAUAGGGCCGAAUGUGAAGAAUAAUCCUCUUCCUCCCCAUGGAGAUCCCUCAGUGAACGCCAUUGAAGAUGCCUUUGCUGGUGUUAUGGUUGAGAAGGUGGAGGAUGUCAAGACUCCUCUGGCAGCGUUCCAUGCCCGGUUGGUGGAAGCUGGUCUGAUUAAUGAUAGUCAUGAAAAUUGUGAAGAGUGUGCCACAUACCCAAGGGGGUGUCAGGUGGUACGAGAUAACAUUCAAGACUUGAUGAAUAAAGGAGUGCUUCAGAUAUCCAGCGUUACGAAGAAUGAAGAUGUGUUGGUAAUUGAACCUUGCUUCAAUUUACCCGAACCAGUUGAAAUCCUAUAUUACAGUGGUGGAGUGGUUCUGGCGAAUAGUCAUUCGUCGCCUGUUGAGAUAUGUAUGCCCAUGUCUUUCCCAUAUGAGAGCACUAAGGUUGUGCCUUGGAAAUAUGAGAUUACCGUUGUGGACAAGGUCGUUGAAGGAAGUGCAGACGUCGAAGUGAUAGAAGCUGUGAGUGAGGACGUCACCAAUAUUGCCGGGAUGAGCAGAAUGACCCGUAGUGGUAGAAUCUAUACACCUGAAUUCAAUGUGACUCCUCAAGGGCCGACCAAGGAAUCUACAGUUGUAACUCCUACUAAAGAAACCGAAGUGGUCCAAUCUGAAGAUGUCGUUGAAUUCUUGAAGUUGAUCAAGAGAAGUGAUUACAAAGUGGUGGAUCAGCUGCAUCAAACACCAUCUAAGAUCUCUAUUAUGUCUCUGCUAUUGAACUCCCAAGCCCAUAGGGAGGCGUUGUUGAAGGUGCUUUCCCAAGCUCAUGUAACGCAAAGCAUAACAGUUGACCAAUUCGAUGGAGUAGUUGUGAAUAUCACAACUUACAAUACUUUGAGCUUCAGUGGAGAGGAAUUACCUGAGGAUGGACAAAGUCACAAUCAUGCUCUCCAUAUCUCGGUAAAAUGCAAAGAUGAUGCUUUAGCAAGAGUCUUGGUUGAUACUGGAUCUUCUCUGAAUGUUAUGCCAAAGAGAACACUCGCCAAGUUAUCUUAUCAAGGACCAGCUAUGAAACCUAGUGCCUUGGUCAUGGAUAUUAAUCCAGCGUACAGCUGCUCGCUGGGACGUCCUUGGAUUCAUGCUGCAGGGACAGUCACCUCCACUUUACACCAAAAAAUGAAGUUUGUGGUGGACAAUCAACUGAUCAUCAUUUCUGGGGAAGAGGACUUUGUGGUUAGUCAUCUUUCAUCCUUCAGUUAUAUCGAGGCUGAUGAGGACGCUUUGGAAACUUCUUUCCAAGCUCUGGAAAUAGCCAACGCCACUUUUAUGGAGAUGAAGGACCCUGUUGGGAAAACUUGUUCAUCUUUCGCUUCUCUGAAAAGCGCAAAGUCUAGCAUUGAAGGAGGAAACCCUAAAGGUUGGGGUCAACUUAUUGAUAUUCGUGAGAAGCAUGAUCGCUUUGGUCUGGGGUAUGUGCCUUCCGCUGUGAAAGGAGCCUGA
This is a messenger RNA of Lathyrus oleraceus (garden pea), 1956 nucleotides long. RefSeq lists its product as uncharacterized. The coding region runs from base 1 to 1956 and encodes 651 amino acids. The record is from RefSeq and is a predicted model, not a curated record. Gene Ontology annotation, molecular function: aspartic-type endopeptidase activity. The transcript is spliced from 2 exons. Lineage: Eukaryota; Viridiplantae; Streptophyta; Magnoliopsida; Fabales; Fabaceae. Gene Ontology annotation, biological process: proteolysis.